ACCACCUCAUCUCUCUAACUCUCUCUACGCCUUCUUCUCCUCUCCACCAUACACCGGCGUUGGGUUCGUCGGCGGCGAUCAGGCCGGAGACAGGAGAGCCGGAGAGGUUGUCUGGUCUCGUGUCAUCUCCGCUAGUCCAUGAUCUGUCACCGCGAAGGCCGCCGGGUUUGGAUCCGGACGAGAUGAAGCACUUGUUUCGCAGGCGACUUGGGACGGCUGGCCGUCCCCGAGUGGGCCGGAGGCCAACCGUCGGUGUGCCGGUACGCCCACCAAGGCAUGGUCGGGUUCCUCACCACUUGGAGCUCCCGUGCACUGCAUCGCCAGUACUUCAGCCUUUCUUCUCCAACUCCGACCGCCGCCGCUCGAUCUCCACCGCCGGUGAUUAACCGUCAUGUUCCUUUGCUGCAUACGCUCCUCUCCUCUCCAUCUACAUUUCCCCUCAACUAAUUUGGCGCCUCUUCUCUCUCUCUCAGUGGUUGAUACAUCCUUGACACGAACCUCUUCACGCACUACCGGGCCGCUGAGAGAAUGCAGCUCCGGAGGCACCCUGCCAAGACACUGCCUAUUGAGCUCAAUGGAGAAGCCAUAGUCGACAGCCUCACUGAAAUUAAUAAGAAAAGGGUGUGGGCUAGCAGAAUGGUGAGGGAUGACGAGCUCUACAUAGUACAGGUUCAGGGCAUUCCUGGCAUCAGUCUCCCAACUACGCUGGUCGUCAAGAAGUGCCAGAACGUGAACCUAGCACUACAAGUGGAUGACAAUGUCAAGCACCGCUACAUUUCAGAGAUGCUCCUGUUAGCCAGCAACUCUCACGACAACAUCAUCAAAGUCGUAGACAUCAUCCAGAGGGAAGAUGCCAAUGCCAUCAUGCUCGUUUAUGAGUAUCCGGUGAAUGGCAGCCUUCAAUCCUGGCUGCACCAACCGGUGGAUGCUGUUCGCCCGUUGAGCUGGCCACAGAGGAGGCUCAUUGCCAUCGGCGUGGCCAAAGGGCUCUGCCACAUGCACCACACAUGCAAAAGGCCGAUUAUCCACCACAACAUCAACUCCAGCAACAUCUUGCUUGAUCAGAAUUUCAAGCCCGUGAUAGCCAGCUUUGACGCUGCACAGAUGAACAUGGCCGGGCUCGACCAACCGUUGCCAAUUGCGGGCCUGCCUCUAGGAAACUUUGGUUACUCAGCUCCAGAAUACGGGGUCGCAGCAAGCGAGCUGACGGAGAAGGUCGACACAUACAGCUUUGGGGUGCUGCUGCUGGAGCUCGUCACGGGGCGGAUGGCCAAUGAAUUUGGAGCGGAUGGUCAUUUGGCGACCUGGGCGCGGAAGAACUUCACUAAGCUAAUGGCAAACCAACAGGAAAUGUUCCAGAGUGCCGUGGACCGGGACAUCCCAGAUCAAGCGCAGUACAUGAAGGAGAUGGCAACUGUGUUUAGGCUGGGUGUUGAUUGCACCGCUGUUGAUCCACAGAAAAGGCCGUCCAUGCGGAUGGCUCUCAAACGACUCCGCCGCGGCUGUGGGCGUGGCCCAUUCCGUGGACUCCUCGCCUGCUAUCUGCUGUGAUGCUCGUUGUCUUUUCUAGAAAGAUCACGUCAUGAAUGAAUUGUUCAUAUGAUGACUCAGUUGAAUAAAUUUGUAGAUAACAUCUCUGAGAACAUUUUGCUGUCGUGCCUUAUUCUGAGAACAUUUUGCUAUCCUGUUGUGUUCAC
Molecule: messenger RNA, 1697 nt
Organism: Triticum aestivum (bread wheat)
Lineage: Eukaryota; Viridiplantae; Streptophyta; Magnoliopsida; Poales; Poaceae
Product: MDIS1-interacting receptor like kinase 1
Exons: 3
Coding region: 529-1551 (340 amino acids)
Biological process (GO): protein phosphorylation
Cellular component (GO): plasma membrane
Molecular function (GO): ATP binding; protein kinase activity
Source: RefSeq, a predicted model, not a curated record